CUCUCCGCCGGGCGCCUCGCCCCCAUGGCGCUGAGCAAAGGGCUGCGGCUGCUCUGGAAGCAGGAGCCGGGGCCGAGCGCCCUGCUGGAGGCGCGCAGCCGCCGGGACUGCCUGUUGCUGGAGGCCGGCACCGUGGCGGCGCUCACUCCAGAAGAAAAGGAUGCAAUUAAAGGACAAUAUGAAAAACUCAUGGAUGCUUAUGGCUGUUUAGGAGAGCUUCAGCUUAAAUGUGGUAACACUCGGCUGCACUUUCUGGUCCUGGUGACAGGCUGUACGUCGGUGGGAAAAAUCCUGGACGCUGAAGUUUACAAAAUUACUGCAACAGAUUUCUGUCCUCUCCAGGAAGAAACAAAGGAAGAGGAGCGUGUUACUGCCUUGAAGAAAAUACUGAACUCUGGGAUGUUCUAUUUCUCCUGGCCUAAUGCAGGCUCAAACUUUGACCUGACUGUGCGAGCUCAGAAGCAGGGUGAUAACCACUAUGAAUCUGGUAACUCGUUCUUCUGGAACCAGCUACUGCAUGUCCCCUUCAAACACUACCAGGUGAACUGCUCUGACUGGUUGCUGAAAGUGAUCUGUGGUGUAGUGGACAUUCGCACUGUUUACGCUUCCCACAAGAAGGCAAAAGCCUGCCUUAUCUCCCGGAUCAGCUGUGAGCGAGCUGGUGCCCGGUUUCAUAUUCGAGGGGUUAAUGAUGAUGGACAUGUGUCUAACUUCGUUGAGACAGAGCAGACAAUUUACUUGGACGAUGACGUCUCUUCCUUUGUGCAGAUCAGAGGUUCUGUUCCACUGUUUUGGGAGCAACCAGGGCUUCAGGUGGGUUCUCAUCAUCUAAGGCUUAACAGAGGCCUGGAAGCUAAUGCUCCUGCCUUUGACAGAAACCUGAGCAAUGCUCAGUGGUAUGAAAAAGAAAGGCAUAUGAUGCUUCUGAAAGAGCAAUAUGGAAAACAAGUGAUUGUUAACCUAUUGGGAAGCAGAGGAGGAGAGGAGGUGCUUAACAGAGCUUUCAAGAAACUGCUAUGGGCCUCUUCCCAUGCAGCAGACACUCCCAUGAUAAACUUUGACUACCACCAAUUUGCAAAAGGUGGGAAAACUGAAAAACUGGAAAAUUUACUGAGGCCUCAACUGAAGUUACACUGGGAAGACUUCGGCAUCUUCGCAAAGGGCGAGAAUGUAAGUCCACGUCUGCAGACGGGUACUUUUCGAAUGAAUUGUUUGGACUGCCUGGAUCGUACUAAUAGUGUACAGUCCUUCGUUGCACUGGAGAUCCUGCUUACUCAAUUAGAGAGCCUUGGAUUGAACUCUAAAUCUAUAGUUGAGCGCUUCGUGGAAUCGUACAAAGCAAUGUGGACUCUCAACGGUCAUAAUCUGAGCAGAGUGUUUACUGGCAGCCGUGCCCUGGAGGGAAAGCACAAGGUUGGAAAACUCAAGGAUGGAGCCCGGUCUGUGUCUCGUACCAUUCAGUCAAAUUUUUUUGAUGCAGUAAAGCAGGAAGCCAUCAAGCUGCUACUCAUGGGUGACUUCUUCAGUGAGGAAUAUGCAGACAAAGGCAAAAUGCUUAUGGACCACACUGCACUGCUGGUAACUCCGAGUAUUUUGAAGGCCAUGUCAGAGCGUCAAUUUGAAUUCACAAGCUUCAAGCGUGUUCGUGUUGCCAUGGGGACCUGGAACGUGAACGGAGGGAAGCAGUUUCGAAGCAACAUCCUUGGUACCAGCGAGCUGACAGACUGGCUGCUGGAUUCUCCUAAGCUCUCUGGAGUUUCUGAAUUUCAGGAUGAUGAGAGCAGCCCUCCUGACAUAUUUGCAGUGGGAUUUGAAGAGAUGGUCGAAUUAAGUGCAGGGAAUAUUGUGAAUGCCAGUACAACGAAUAGGAAGAUGUGGGGAGAACAGCUUCAAAAGGCAAUUUCCAGGACUCAUCGAUACAUUCAGCUGACAUCAGCACAACUUGUUGGUGUUUGUCUUUUCAUCUUUGUACGGCCCUUUCAUGUCCCCUUCAUCAGGGAUGUGGCAAUAGACACUGUGAAGACAGGAAUGGGAGGAAAGGCUGGAAAUAAAGGGGCUGUGAGCAUUCGUUUUCAGUUCUACAGUACCAGUUUCUGCUUUAUAUGCAGUCACUUAACUGCUGGGCAGACUCAAGUGAAGGAGAGGAAUGAAGACUAUAAAGAAAUCACACAGAAACUCAGCUUCCCAAUGGGACGAAAUGUGUUCUCACACGACUAUGUCUUCUGGUGUGGUGAUUUUAACUAUCGCAUUGAUCUGACCUAUGAGGAAGUCUUUUAUUUUCUCAAACGUCAAGAUUGGAAAACCCUUCUGGAAUUUGAUCAACUACAACAGCAAAAAUCCAGUGGGAAGAUUUUUAAAGACUUCCAUGAAGGGACUAUUAAUUUUGGACCAACAUAUAAAUACGACGUUGGCUCAGAGGCUUACGAUACAAGUGAUAAGUGCAGAACCCCAGCCUGGACUGACCGAGUUCUUUGGUGGAGAAAGAAACUGCCUUUUGAAAAAACAGCUGGAGAGAUCAAUCUUCUAGACAGUGAUCUGAAUGCAGAAACUAAAGUCAGGCACACGUGGACCCCUGGAGCCUUGAUGUACUAUGGGAGAGCGGAGCUACAAGCAUCUGACCACAGGCCUGUGUUAGCUAUUGUAGAAGUGGAGGUUCAGGAAGUGAAUCAAGCUGCUCGUGAGAGUGUUUUCCAGGAAGUGUCAUCUUUCCAGGGACCGCUGGAUGCCACAGUAGUGGUAAAUCUGCUGUCACCAACGCCGGAAGAGAAAAAUGAUUUUCCUGAGGACUUGCGUACUGAGCUCAUGCAAAUGUUUGAGGAUUAUGGCACUAUUGUUCUGGUCAGGAUCAGUGGAGGUCAAAUGCUGGUGACGUUUGAGGACAGCCAGUCAGCGCUUCGUGUUAUGGAUAUAGAUGGUAUCAAGGUCAGAGGCAGAACAGUGAAGAUCCGACCCAAGACCAAGGACUGGCUAAAGGGGCUUCAGGAGGAAAUUGCUCGAAAACGGGACAGCAUUGUCCCCAUGUCCCCUACAGCAAACUCUUGUCUUCUGGAAGAAAAUUUUGACUUCUCAAGUUUGGACUAUGACUCAGAAGGUGAUAUAGUGGAGGAUGAAGAUGAUUAUUUAGAUGAUGCUAUGUGUCAACAGUUAGAAGCAGACUCAGCAGAAGAUUUGCCUGAUGGGUCUGGACACUUUGCAUCCGCAGCUUUUUCAAACAAAUCUGGACAAAACCCACGGCUGUACAAAGAUGAUACAGCCCUGGCUGACCUGAAGCAGGAGCUGGAGCAAAGUGGGGAGCGCCACCACCGCUCUCCAAGCAGGUCCCUGUCCGUUCCUAACCGGCCUCGGCCGCUUCAGCCACCGCAGAGGCCUCCUCCUCCUGCUGGAACAUCAGGCAAAAAGUCCUCCUCGGAUGGUUCCCUCUCCUCAGGAAACCACUCCACCUGCUCCAUCUUGGCAACGGCGAAGCUGCUACCUGGAGCCCCUCAGCAGCCGCCUAAAGUCCGGACUGGGAUAAGCAAACCUUACAAUGUCAAGCAGAUCAAAACCACCACAGCGGAGGAAGCAGAAGAAGCUAUUAGAUGUCUUAUGGAAGCAAAAGGAGGAUUACAGGAAGAUGCACUGAAGCCUGCUCCAGCUAGAAACCAAGUGUUGACCAAAGCUGAGCCUCUCCCCAGCAUCACAAAAUCACCAUCAUUUCCAGGGUCACAGACAGGACCAGCGCUUGUACCCCAUCGCCCGCCACCCAAAGUUCCAACCACAAAGAAGCCAGCACCGCUACAAAGGACCGGAGUCAAGAUGGAAAAUGCCAUGUCUGCAGCUGAGCAAUUUGACCAACAGGCAGCACAGAAUCCUUUUGGCUCGACAGAGCCCUGUCUAGAAGCCGCAGCUAUUCUUAGUCCGACCAAGAUUACUCCAGUCCCUAAGCCCAGAACAGCACAACCUGGGAAGCCCCAGGGGAGCGGUGAAAAGCAGCUCCCUUCACCAAGCACAGCUGAGGCCAGCGUGCUGCCUCCCCAGGGCACAUCCUUUGUCCCGAAGGUGCCACCACGAAGAAAGAAGUCGGCUCCUGCAGCUCUUCACCUGCAAGUUCUGCAGAGCAGUGACAACCCGCUUCUUAGAGAGUUAAUGUUCAACUCCAACAACAACAACCCUGGGUUCUGCCCCCAGCCUCAGGACUCUGCUGUCCUUCACGCUGCCCCCACGCAGUCUGCCCUCUUAGCCCCUAUGUUCUCUGCCAGCCCAGAAGACAGUCUGACGAAACAGUUGGCACCAAAUACACAACGGAUCACGAACCUUCGGGAUCCUGCUCCUCUGCCAGAAGGCCAGCAUCCACAGCUCUCACAUACCAGCUCCCUUGCAAAGAACACCAGUCUUUUGGAGCUGGAUUCUUCCUGCCAUCUUUCCCUACAGGCAGCAUCAACUACUUCUUCAGCACGUACUCCAGAAAACUUAAAACUCCCCGGCUCAAAAGAUUUCAGUCACUGGGUUACGUUCAGCGAUGAUGAAGACAGUGGUGCGCUGUCAGAAGGGUUCGACAAACUGCUUGUCUUAGAGCAAAACAAAAAUCCCUUGGUGAAUACAAAUAAUAAUUUAGAAUUGUAAAAUUUGUCCCCUUAAUGUUAAUCCCCAUAAUUAUGAUGCAAAAUAAAAAUCUUUUGCACAAAGCUCUAUAUUUAAGGAAAUACCAUCUGUCCGUGCUACAUUUCAUUGCCAUGUUUAAAGACAAAGAUACCGCCCCUGGAGGGAAGUGUACAGAGCAACCUAACGUUAUCUACAGUGUGAGAAGCUCUUUAUUCUAAGUUAUUUCUUUUUAUUAAUCCAUCUUAAGAUGUCGUAUUUUAGUUACAAGUCAUAUGUUAGAACAUGUAAUGAUAUGUGGAAAAAAAGAUAUUAAGAAAAACAUUUUGCUGUAAAAUAUAUAUUAACCUCUUUCUGUCACCUAAAAUAAAGCACCCUGACCUUGA
This is a messenger RNA of Oxyura jamaicensis (ruddy duck), 4964 nucleotides long. It is a transcript of the gene SYNJ2, whose product is annotated as synaptojanin 2. The coding region runs from base 25 to 4602 and encodes 1525 amino acids. The transcript is spliced from 29 exons. NCBI's taxonomy places the organism in Eukaryota, Metazoa, Chordata, Aves, Anseriformes, Anatidae. Gene Ontology annotation, cellular component: perinuclear region of cytoplasm; presynapse. Gene Ontology annotation, biological process: synaptic vesicle endocytosis; brain development; phosphatidylinositol dephosphorylation. Gene Ontology annotation, molecular function: RNA binding; phosphatidylinositol-4,5-bisphosphate 5-phosphatase activity. The record is from RefSeq and is a predicted model, not a curated record.